GUCUGAAAAGAGCAGCGUCCUUAGGACAAGAAUCUGGGGAGAUGGUGAGCAAAGGCAGAAUGGAAAUCCUGGAGGACGACCUUCACGGGAAUCGAACCUUCUACCCCAUGGAGGGACUCCGCCAGGAACAGCGCGCGCGCAUCCAGCAGCUACGUCACGAGUGCGAGGGCAAGCAACAGCAGCUGUUUGGGCUGUCCAGCGCGGAGUGGGCGUAUGGCCGCAUAGAGGUGGAUACACGGAACGGGUACCUGUACUGUCCACUGCUUAAGGUGGGCUCCACGUUCUUCCGCCGAGUCUUCUACGCCGUGCGGGAAGGCAGAAAGUUGCACAACCCGUACGAGGUGAGCAUACAGCGAGCCCUGGCGGCCAAGCGGGAAGUGCUCACCGAGUUACUGCCCCUGACGUCCGAGAACUCCACCAGGUUUCUGGAAAACUCCACGUCCAUCGUGUUCGUGAGGGAGCCUUUUUCUCGUCUGCUGUCGGGAUACACGGAUAAACUGUUCGCGCCCAAUCCUUACUUCUGGGGGGAGAUCGGGAAGCAUAUCGUGGCCCAGUUCCGACCCGGCGCCGGUUCCGAGAGAGGUCGGUCCGUGUGCGGGCAUGACGUCACGUUCUCCGAGUUCAUCCGGUACGUGGUGCGCAGCGAGCGGACCAACGACAAGCGCCGGGACGCCCACUUCACGCCCACGUACGACCAGUGCAAGCCUUGCGCGCUUAACUACACAGUGGUGGGCAAGAUGGAGACGUUCGUGCCCGACGUGGCCUUGACCCUUGACCUCCUGGGUCACAAAGUGAGUCGAGAGAGGCUCAAAACGUGGGCGCACCACGCCACGGCCGACGCUAUUCUGGACUCUACCUUCAGCCCGUGGGGGUGGCGGGCAGGGAUCCUCAAGUGUAUGUCGUGGGGGGAGGCGCUGAGGAGGAUCUGGAGAAAGCUGCAGAUUAGGGGUGUAUUGUUGUUGGAGAACUCUUUCCCGUGGUCGGUGGGGGAGGGGCUUCAUAAAGGGGAGGGGUUUAACAGAGCGGAGGGGCAGAGACGGGAGCCGACUGUCAAGACGUUCACAGAUACGGUAAAACGCUUGCACGAGCAGGCAGACCCCGAGAAACUGAGAAAGCAGAAGUGGUCCGUGUUGGCCGAGGCUUACAGCACGGUGGGUGCCGAGGAUAUAGAGGCGCUGACAGAAAUCUUCCUACCAGACUUCCGGUUGUUUCAGUACGACCCCAGGCCCGACUUUAUUUACGACCACGAGUCGGUCGCACAAUACCGCGGGAGGGAUGUGCUUUUUAAUCUCAACACAGUGUGAUAGUUUUCAGUGUGUGUUGGUUUUUCUGGUGUUUUUUAAGGGUGUCAUACUCAUGAAAUCUGACUGUCGUCAAAAUGGUGAAAUCAAAGAAGCUGAUAUUACGUUCCGAUCAUUGGCCAAUUUAAAUUAAUGGUUUUUUUAAAAAUGUUAUUGGUCGUGUUUUUUGUUUUG
Aplysia californica (California sea hare) is the source of this 1475-nucleotide messenger RNA. Its product is annotated as carbohydrate sulfotransferase 13. Gene Ontology annotation, cellular component: membrane. The record is from RefSeq and is a predicted model, not a curated record. Lineage: Eukaryota; Metazoa; Mollusca; Gastropoda; Aplysiida; Aplysiidae. Gene Ontology annotation, biological process: carbohydrate biosynthetic process. Gene Ontology annotation, molecular function: sulfotransferase activity.